Messenger RNA from Arthroderma uncinatum, 1845 nucleotides. RefSeq lists its product as uncharacterized. Bases 1 to 1845 code for a protein of 614 amino acids. NCBI's taxonomy places the organism in Eukaryota, Fungi, Ascomycota, Eurotiomycetes, Onygenales, Arthrodermataceae. The record is from RefSeq and is a predicted model, not a curated record. The transcript has a single exon.
AUGGCCUCGGUUGAGAUAUGGGCUUCUCUAUUGACGGCUGUUGACCCAGUCAGCGUGAGAGCCAUGCCGGCCAUGUUGCAGUCCACCAUUGAUCUCCUGGAAACAGAGCUCGCCCGGGCCAGAGCAGCCUUGGAAGAGCUUCAGUCGCAGCCGGAGCCAUGUUACGUUACCCUGCGGGAUGACAUUACGGGAGAGGCCAUGGCCGCCUACAAAUCCCAUCUGCUUGAGCGUGUUGCGGCCACGAGCAGCCUCAGCCUUCCGUCCCCGACUGGAGAAUCCGGGGGAAGAGCCCGAUUUGCGAGACGGCGAGUGUCCAUCUGGGAUAUCCUAUCCAACUCGCUCGUCCUGGAUCACCUCGCCCCUUACCUCUCGGUGAUGUCGCUCCUAUCCUUGGCCUCGACCUGCACCGCAAUGCGCGGCCUCAUCAUGGACACCCCGUAUGUCUUUCGGUAUCUCGAUUUGACCAAGUGCAAGGGCGCCCAGCUUUCUUGGAUGAACAGGGACGCCGGCACCAGCAGCACCGCUGAUUCUGCCCCUGCCACUUCUACCUCUAUCACUUCUAUCAAUUCUGGCUGGGUCGACGGACCCUUGAGCGAGGACGGAUUCUAUUCUCGCCCGCUGCGAGCGAUAUUCGACGAUCUAGGCCGCCGGUCGAUACUGCAGGACGUCCGGACCCUGGUGCUCGACGGCCUCCCGGUGACGGCAGAGCUAGUCGCGGACAUCCUCCUCAGCGACCGCUUCAGCGUCUCCCUCCUCUCCAUCCGGGGCUGUCUGCACCUCAACGAGCGCAAGCUGAUGCAGGCCAUCGAGUACGCGGUACGGCCCGACCGCGCCAAGGGAAUGCCAAGGGUCAAGGGGAUCUACUAUUUCUCUCCCAAGCCCAUAGCUGCAACUCCUGCAACUCCUGCAACCUGCGCCAGCCCAUCAGACGAGCAGCGGCAGCUGGUAUGCAACACGUCGACGCUUGGCCACCGCGACUCGUUGAACCACCGCCAGCACCGCCAGCACCGCCAACGUCACCACGCACAUCGCACCGCUUCUGGUGGGCGCCACGGCCGGUAUCUGGACACGGUCGUGGUACAGGAGGAGGAUCCUGUCGACCGAUCAGGGGCCCUCCCAAGCCGCCCAGGCUGCCUAUCUCUGGGCAGCGAGUGGUACCGCGAACCGGGCCAGGUCCUGAAACUGCCCUCAGUGCAGAGCGGAUGGGCUCAAACAUUGCAGCUCUGCCAAGGCAUAAUAUCCUUCGACGCUCCCUUAUGUCGGGGUACCAGGCACGACGCCAAUCUAUACGGGAGCGGCCACAACCCGCCUCGCGCCACCGACCUUCCUCCAGGCUCGCUUUUACCUCCUGCGAUUGCAACUGUCUCCCUUGGCCCUGCCGGGUGUGAGGGUUGCCGCACCUCGCCCGAGGGUCCCCUGGUCUGGGAGCAGUCCCCCGAGCAGCAUUUUCCGCUCUUGUCACCGCCGCCGUUGCACUCCUAUAGGACGAACGUCGCCAAGACUCCCGCUGUCCGCCUCGACGAAACCCCGGUGCUGAUUGUCCAGUGUGAAGAAUGUCUGCGGGGCCGCCGGUGUCACAGGUGUAACCGAUGGCUGUGUGCAGCAUGCUUGCCUGAUACAAGCAAACCGUGGCCUCCGAAGGCGCAGAACCCUGUGUCGGAUACAGAAGGCGAUUCGGGGCUGGCACUGAAGGUAUCUACCAUCCAUCCUUUCCGCUCGUUAUCUCUUUUCCUUGUACCCUUGGCCACCUUGGCGAUGAUCCUGAUGCUGGCGGUUUCUGCCUGCAGGAUGCACAAGAGCUACCCGUUAUCUACCAUACACCAAACAUUUAUCAGCAUUAGCUAA